Messenger RNA from Charadrius vociferus (killdeer), 1863 nucleotides. It is a transcript of the gene CAPN1, whose product is annotated as calpain 1, (mu/I) large subunit. Gene Ontology annotation, cellular component: cytoplasm. Gene Ontology annotation, biological process: proteolysis. The transcript is spliced from 17 exons. Lineage: Eukaryota; Metazoa; Chordata; Aves; Charadriiformes; Charadriidae. Gene Ontology annotation, molecular function: calcium-dependent cysteine-type endopeptidase activity; calcium ion binding. The record is from RefSeq and is a predicted model, not a curated record.
AUGGCGGAGGAGCCCAUCGUCCCGGUGUACUGCACCGGCGUUUCGGCGCAGGUCCAACGUCAACGGGCGAAAGCGUUGGGUUUGGGACGACACGAGAACGCGGUGCGGUACCUGGGACAGGACUACGGGCGGUUGGCGGAGGAAUGACGGCGGUCCGGGACCCGCGAUCAAACUUUCCCACCUCUUCCCGCUUCUCUCGGCUUUCGCGAAUUGGGUCCCGGCACCGCCAAAACUCACGGCGUCCAAUGGAAAAGACCGACGGAGCUGUGUCCGCGUCCGCAGUUCAUCGUGGACGGCGCCACGCGCACCGACAUCUGCCAGGGAGCGCUGGUUUUUCUUCAGAUUUGGCAAUUCGGCGAGUGGCUGGACGUGGUGGUGGACGACUACCUGCCCACCAAAGACGGCAAACUGCUCUUCGUCCACUCCGCCGAGGGCACCGAGUUCUGGAGCGCCUUGUUGGAGAAAGCCUACGCCAAGGUGAACGGGUGCUACGAGGCGCUGUCGGGCGGCAGCACCUCGGAGGGUUUCGAGGACUUCACCGGCGGCGUGACGGAGUGGUACGAUCUGCGCCGACCUCCGGCGGAUCUCUACCAGAUCAUCCUCAAAGCGCUGGAGCGCGGUUCCCUGCUGGGCUGCUCCAUCGACAUAACGAGCGCCUUCGACAUGGAGGCGGUGACCUUCAAGAAGCUGGUGAAGGGACACGCGUACUCGGUGACGGGGGCCAAGCAGAUCAACUACCGCGGACAAUCCCUGGGCCUGAUCCGUAUGCGCAAUCCCUGGGGAGAGGUGGAGUGGACGGGAGCCUGGAGCGAUAGUUCGGCCGAGUGGAACACGGUGGAACCGGCGCUGAGGCAGCAGCUGAUGGUGAAAAUGGAGGAUGGUGAAUUUUGGAUGUCCUUCCGGGAUUUCCUACGGAAUUUUCCCCGCCUGGAGAUCUGUAACCUCCCCCCCGACGCUCUCCAAUCCCGUAAAUUCCGCAAGUGGAACACGCGGCUCUACGACGGCACGUGGCGACGCGGCAGCACGGCCGGCGGCUGUCGCCACUACCCCGCCACUUUCUGGAUAAACCCCCAGUUUAAGAUCCAGCUGGAGGAGGUGGAUGAUGACGGGGAUGAGGGCGGCGGGCGCGAACCCGGUUGCAGUUUCCUCCUGGCGUUGAUGCAGAAGCACCGGCGCCGCGAACGCCGCUACGGCAAAGACAUGGAGACCAUCGGCUUCGCCGUCUACGAGGUUCCUCCGGAGCACGUGGGGAAAUCGGGAGUCCACCUGAAGCGGGAUUUUUUCCUGGCCAACGCGUCCCGCGCGCGUUCGGAGCAGUUCAUCAACCUGCGGGAGGUGAGCACGCGGUUCCGGCUGCCGCCGGGAGAAUACAUCGUGGUACCCUCCACCUUCGAACCCAACAAAGAAGGAGAUUUCGUUCUCCGCGUCUUUUCCGAGAAGAAAGCCGGUACCGAGGAAAUGGAUGACAAGAUCCAAGCCACGCUCCCGGAUGAGAAAGUGCUCUCCGAAAGCCAAAUCGAUGACAACUUCAAGCAGCUCUUCAAGCAGCUGGCGGGGGCGGACAUGGAGAUCAGCGUGACGGAGCUUCAGACCAUCCUCAACCGCAUCAUCGGCAAACAUAAAGAUCGGAGGGGGGUGUGGGGGGGUUUUUUGGGGCAAAACCCCCCCAAAAAUCCCCAUUUUUCUUAACCGCCUUCCGGCCCGCAGAAAGACGGCAACGGGAAACUGGGGCUGGUGGAGUUCAACGUCUUGUGGAACCGAAUCCGCAACUACCUGGCCAUCUUCCGCAAAUUCGACCUGGAUAAGUCGGGCAGCAUGAGCGCCUACGAGAUGCGCAUGGCGCUGGAAGCGAAAGCCUGUUAA